Messenger RNA from Actinia tenebrosa (Australian red waratah sea anemone), 5242 nucleotides. RefSeq names its product contactin-2. Lineage: Eukaryota; Metazoa; Cnidaria; Anthozoa; Actiniaria; Actiniidae. Gene Ontology annotation, biological process: cell-cell adhesion. The record is from RefSeq and is a predicted model, not a curated record. Gene Ontology annotation, molecular function: protein binding.
AGCGUCGAUUGACUGAGAGUGAUUGACUCCAACAAUGAAACGUUUUGGAAUCUUUAACAACUUCAAUUUUGUUCAACUCCAGAAACGUCCUUAAAAUACGCAAACAUUCAAGCGAAUUUGAAUCUUUAGUCUUUGGGUUUUCAGAUUCAAUAAGUUUUACAUUCCUAUAGGCAAAAUUUUAAAUUAUUGAUGAGCUCAAACAUGCACGUCCAUGAUUGAAGUCUGAUGGAGGAUCAAGAUUGUAACUUGUAGUUACGACUUGAAGCUGUUUUUGAAAAGCUAAAAUAUUUAAGCUGGAAAUAUCUUACAAAGCAACAGCUCCAGCUAUGCUAUCCUGGAAGCUUUUCGUAUCUCUUAACGCGGUUUUUAAUCUAUAUUUGUGGACUAUCGUUCCAGUAUCUGCAAGCUUGAGUUUUGUUACAGAACCUGCUGAUCAAGUCAUAGCUGUAGGAAGUUCAGUGAUUCUUAAUUGCGAUGCAACCGACAGUAACGGCAGGCCACUUGGCAUCAACUGGAAAUGGAACAAUGAUUGGAUAUUAGACCCUAAUAAACCACCCUGGUUACUGCUGAGAAAUAACUCACUAUACUGUCAGUCUAUCACAGCACAAGAUGUGGGUCAAUUUCUGUGUGCCGCAACUAUCACAGGGGCAAGUGAGAUAAAAUACAGUAGGACGGCCAAAGUUCAACUUGCAUACACUGAUGCACAGUUUUCCUCAUCACCAUCAAACAAAACAAGCAGAGUGGGAGAUGCAAGCACCUACUUCACCUGCAUUACUGGCUACAGUCUUCCAUCUGCGUCUGUCUACUGGGAAAAAGAUGGACAAAAAAUCACCACAGGAAAAGUUACAAAUAUGUUGAUUGAUUCUGCRAAGCAAGGAAUCAAGUGGACGUCCUCAAGUCUUUUAAUCUACAAUAUUGAUUUAUCAAGUGCUGGGUCUUAUCGUUGUGUAGCAGUGAAUCCCCUGGCACAUACAAUUGUUAGAAAGAGCGAAGCAGCCCACUUGAUUGUUUUGCUCGAUUUUCAAUUUGUUGAGCAUCCCACAAGCCAGAACGUUACCAUGGGAACCCAAGCAACACUUCAUUGCAAGCCACCAAACAGCUACCCAGUCAAUAUUCAAAUCAACUGGUUUAAGAAUUACCAGCAAAUCCAGGCAGAACCAGGCAUCAGUAUAACGAGCUCUGGGUCUCUAGUUUUUAGUGCCAUCAAGAAAUCAGACGAAGGAGAAUAUUUUUGUAAUGGUGUUAAUCCUGAUCUACGGGAGUCACGUUCAUCAAACAUCGCUCUCAUUACAGUAUGGGUCCCUCCAACAUUUCUCGUCCGUCCACAAGAUACCGCUGUCAUUCAGUACCAGCCCCUCCAUCUACUCUGCAAGUCCACAGGGUUCCCAGCACCAUCUUUAACAUGGCUCAAAGAUAACAGUUCUCAUAAUACUGGUCACGUGAAUAUCCUAGCCAAUGGUAGCUUGAGUAUUAUCCGCACGACCGUAAAGGAUGCUGGAGAGUACUCUUGUGUGGCUAGUAAUGUCGCCGGAAGUGCUGUUAUGAAAGUCAACGUGGUGAUCUAUGUUCCCCCAUCAGUUACAGCCUAUCCUUCAGAUGCCACUUGUGUCCUUGGACAGCCAAUCACGUUCAAGUGUAAUUUUACUGGCAUACCCUCACCACGUGUAGAUUGGUACCACGAUAAUGGCACGACAAUCCGUCCCGUCCCCUCCACCCCUAAGUACAGCAGAGUCGGGUACACUUUGACUGUGACUUCAGUCAGUGUUGCGGAUGAAGGGAGGUUUGUUUGUAAAGGGAUCAAUGUGGCUGGGGUUGUCAAUGCUUCUGCUCACCUUAACGUUCAAGUUCCAGUCUCCCUUGACGCCGGCCCCGUGAAUAUCACCGUGAACCAGUCCUCCUCAGCCUCGUUCCAGUGCAUAGCGUCAGGUGACCCCAAACCAAAUAUCACAUGGUACAAAGAAGGAACCCUGGUACAGAGUAAUGGACAUUUCAUUAUUACAGGAGACACCCUCUCCAUCCCCAAUACGAAUCCUAGUGAUGCAGGUCAAUAUCAGUGUCACGUGACUAAUGGGCUCGCUACGCAUGUCGGGAAGGCUCACCUCGUUGUUCAAGUGAGUCCAGCCAUUACCUCUUUCAAUGUUCCAAUCUUCGCACGACUUGGUGGUAACACUUCAAUGACCUGUCAAUCAUCCGGCAUACCAAACCCACGAGUCACGUGGUACAGAGAUGAUAGCGUCAUCUUACCUGGGUCACGUGUCUUCCUGUCAGUUGAUGGCUCGCUGAGGAUUGUGGGAAUGGAUGCUUCUGAUGGCGGGAUUUAUACCUGUGUGGCGAGUAAUGCUGCAGGAAGGACGUCAAGGAAGGGGAACCUAACUGUUCAAGUCCCUCCAAGUCCUCCUGUUAGUCUAACUGCCAUACCCUUGUCUUCCACGUCAAUCAAUUUGUCAUGGCAACCAGGGUUUAACGGCCACACGGCCAUCACUGGGUACAAGGUAGACCUGAAGAAAGAAGGCCAGUCUUCAUUCAGUGAAUUAGAAGCAAGUAUUGAUCGACUGGAGUUGGUUACUAGUUCUCUAGUGCCUUAUACUAGGUACACGUUCAGGGUGUUGGCACGAAAUGUCAUUGGUUUAGGCCAAGCAGCAGAAGUAUCUAACAGAACCCUGGAAGAUGCUCCUUCAGUACCAAACGAUGUUUUACUAACAACACUAAACGCGACCGCGGUACAAGUUAGGUGGUCAGCGCCUUCUCGCCCUAAUGGUGUGAUCACGUGGUAUGAAAUUGAGCACCAGUCCCUACCAAGUGGCUCGGCCUUAAAACAGGAGGUUGAUGGUUCAAGUCUCUCAUUAGUUCUGUCUGGUUUGCGGCCAUUUACAGAGUAUUCUGUAAGAGUAAGGUCAGCCACUGGCGCAGUGUCGAGGAAAUGGGGGAAUUAUUCAACAUCUGUCGUUAAGAAGACCGCUGAAACAGCACCUGAUCAACCGCCACGUGACAUACGAUGUAAUUCUCUAAACUCCACUGCAGUGUCUGUCAGCUGGAAGUCUGUUCCUUUUGGCUCAGCAAAUGGUAUCGUCAAAGAGUAUCGUAUCUCUUACCAGGCCACCGGACCGUACAGGUACUCUAGUAUCACCAUAGUAACAGUAGAUGGAGGGAUUAACAAUACUUCACUAGGAGGCUUGUUCCCAUGGACGAAUUAUAAUAUCUCGGUCCAGGCCGUCACGGUCAGUGUUGGACCAGGUAGUGAGUGGAAGACCGUGCGUACUGGUGAAGCAGCUCCAUCCGGCGCACCAGCCAUCAACGUGACAUUCUCAAACGAGACGACCAUCUACCUCCACUUGAUAACACCCCUUCCACACAUGCGCAAUGGUCUUAUAACUGGCUACGUGAUUUAUUACAAAAAAUCCGCCUCCUCUGGACCGUUCUUUGAAGUGUCUACGUCAUCUGCCACGGUAUUGGUCAGUAACUUGACUGUAUUCACGGUUUAUCACGUAAAGGCUGCGGCAGCUACGAAGGCUGGUACAGGAAUCCCAAGCGAUGUUAUUACUGUUAAAACUGAUGAAGGAGUUCCAAACUCUGUGGAAGAUAUCACUAUACUUCAAGCUACUCAUGACGCAAUAAAAGUCACGUGGGAGCCGCCUAAACCGGAAACAGGAAACAUUCUUUUUUACACUGUGUAUUUGAACACAACGAGUACCCUGAGCACUAGGACAACAAGCAAACCACCAAUCACAUUGGAGAAUCUGUCUCAUAAUACUACAUACUAUAUAUGGGUAAUAGCGAGAACAAAGAAGGGUGAUGGACCAAUAGGAAAGAUAUUAAGAGUCCAAACACGAAAUCUUCCCCCACAUACCACAGGAAGCCCAACCAAUUCGUCGCUGGCCAAUAAAACUGAGCCCACGGGAGUAAAGUCAUCUGAGCAGCGGGGCGACUCUUUUUUAUCCUUGAGUCAAAGGGACUUCAUCAUCGUUGUAGCCUGCGCAAGUGUAGUGUUGCUCAUAUUAAUUAUCGUUAUCCUUGGUUUGGUUUGCGUUCGUUCAAGGGAUAAACACGGGUUUACUGACUCGGCAAAAACACGUAAAGUAGGUCGAGGUAUCGAUGUACACGAGUUACGAGGGGUUUCACCAGACAGGAGACCAGUCCUCGACGUCCAAGAAGAGACGAGCUCUUUUAAUGACUUCUCUGACUGGAACAGCUCGUUCACUGGGGUCAAUUCUGAACAAAUCGAAGAUCCAGUCCCUGUCAAGAAUUCUCCUAUCCUAGAGUUUCCGGUAGAGACUGAAACCAAGCCAGUAGAUGAACCAGUCACCAGUUCUCCUCCUCCUCAGCAAGCAGAACCUGAUUCUUUGGCAAACCCUGUAAUUCCCUAUUACGAAAAAUUCAGGAAUUCUCCUGUAUCUAGGAUUCGGAACAAGAAGCCUUCGUUAGGUUCAAACGCCAGUUCUUAUGAUCAACCUUACUCAAGUGUCGAUGAGCUGGGAACUGGGUUUUCAAGUUUCACACCCCCUCCCCCACCGGACUUCAGAAACGAUGAACCUCACCGUGAUGACAGUCCUCCCCCAGCGGACCCCCCUCGGGAAUUCUCAAAUGACUUAUAUACCACUGUACACGAUCAGCCAGAACAGCAACCUACUACUAGCGCUGAUUUUUUUGAACCAGGCUAUGCAGAACCGGAAGUUAGAGUCCGUAACAAACCGGAUACGGAAGUCAAAGGCAAUGAAAAAUCGCAACCGGAAGACGACGGUUAUGCAGAGCCGGAAGGGGUUUCUCUGCCACCAUCAUAUUUUCCAUCAGACUACGUUGGUGUUGAGAACGAUGGAUAUGAUACCGACGAAGAGCUUGAUAAAUAUCUGGGUGAACAAGAAGAAAAGACAAAGAAGCACGACCAAAAGACCACAAAUACACCUCAUUCGCCUUCGGUGAGCCCGCUAUCUCAUGGCUCAGCGGAAGCUGACAAACCGGAAGUCAUGUAUGCCAAACCUGAUUUGUCAAAGAAGAAAAAUAGAAAAAGCCCUGGAAACGAGUCCAGAGAUUACGACGCUGUUGUAGUAUAUGAUGAAAGAACCAAUCUUUAGACAGUGAAGCAAUCUGUAAAUAAUACAUAGUAAAAUGUGUUUUUAAUGCCCUUUUAAUGCUAUUUUUACUUUUAUGCAUCUAUUCUAGCAUGAGAUAUUAUAUUUUAUAUAUUUUUGAUAAUAAAAACGUUUAAAAAUGCUCGAGGCAUUGUUGAUGUUAUGUGAUUAUCAAA